AUGGAGAAUGAAUUUCUUAAUAAAGUCGAGGAUAAUUCGGCCGUCCGUGCAUGGUCAGAGCAGUUACAAUCAGAGAAAGGGGAUAGCCUGGUAGAAGGAUAUACAUCGGGGUUGUGGAGCUUCACCCGCAUCAAUGUAGAUAAGCAUUUGUUCCGAGCUAUGGCCCAGUUUUGGAAUUCUGCCUAUAGUUGUUUCACUUUUGGGGAGGUAGACUUGGUGCCCACCGUGGAGGAAUAUACUACCUUGCUGCGAUGUCCAAAAUUUCAAGUCAGCAAAGCUUAUACUAAGGUUUUUAAUGGCCCAACUUUUGUGAAGAAGUUAAUGAAUAUUAUCGGGAUGAGCGAGCAUUGGGUUGUUGCUCGAGUUCAACAAAAGGGAGAUGGAAAAUGUAUUCCUUGGGAGAAUUUGAGAGAUUUGAUUUUAGCAUAUCUAGAUGAAAGAAAAAAGGUUGACAUCUUCGCUUUGAGCAUUUAUGGUUUAGUAAUUUUUCCUAAAGCUUUAAGGCAUGUAGAUGAAGCCGUCACUGAUUUGUUCGAUCGUCUUCCUAAAGGAACCACACCUGUACCUGCAAUAUUAGCUGAGACGUUCAGAUCCUUGAGCACGUGUCGGAGGGUGGGCGAAGGUAGGUUUAUUGGAUGUGCGCAGCUAUUGUUGGUGUGGUUUCAUGGUCACUUUUGGAAGGUGAACAAGGUCUCUUACCGGGUCUUUUCUGAAAGUUACUCCCCAUUAAAGGAAGAGGCAGCUAUGCAAAGGAGAGAUGAUAUUUCAAAGGAUUGGUGGAUGGAGAUUCUUCAAAAUUUCAAAAAGGAGGAUAUAGAGUGGAGAGCCUUUUGGAUGGUCCCUAAUGAGAUUCUUUCUCGAUGUGGAAAAUUUGAUUGGGUACCAUUGCCAGGGAUUUGGGGAGCCAUUGGAUAUACUCCUUUACUUGCAUUAAGGCAGUAUAAAUCGAAGCAGUUUAUACCCACAGCUUAUGGGUUUGCUCAGUGUGAAUUCUCAUAUAAGGGUGACCAUUAUAAGAAGAAGGUUCAAGAAAUGUUUGAUACUUGGAAGCAAGCUCACUGGAUGAAGAGGUUGGUUGUUUGUUCCAUGACGACACCUGAAUACAAGGGAUGGUUUGGUAAGAGGGUCAAUGAUAAUAUUCCUAGGCCAAGUUUGGAGGGCACUCAAUCAACGGAAGAACAAUUGCAAGUUGCCCUGUCAGAGUUGGAAAUUAUAAACAGGACUUUGAAAAUAAGAGUUCGAGCUUGGGAAGAGGAUUGA
This is a messenger RNA of Gossypium arboreum, 1260 nucleotides long. RefSeq lists its product as uncharacterized. The record is from RefSeq and is a predicted model, not a curated record. The transcript is spliced from 2 exons. Lineage: Eukaryota; Viridiplantae; Streptophyta; Magnoliopsida; Malvales; Malvaceae. The coding region runs from base 1 to 1260 and encodes 419 amino acids.